AUGCAUCCUCCAACAUGCUUUGGACUCACACCUCAAAUAUCUGAUGCUCAAGUUCAGACCAGCGCAUUCAAUCAUGGAGAAGGAUCGUUUCAACAUCCUGUUUCUUCCUUUCCUUUAGACACUCACACGCCGCUCUCAGAGCAGUUUGAUGACAUCACCUAUCCAGGCUCUGAGGUCACGGUAAUUCAUCGCGUUCCAAGCAAAGCCAUCACGAGCUAUUGGCGGCAGGACCCGAGUAGCGCCUUCCUCCUCCAUCAUGAGGCGGGAGGUGGCCGAUUCGAAAAUGGGAGUAGCAGCACAACUCUUAGUUGUGCAGAUAGUUAUCAAGCACAGCAAAAUGUACGGGAAAAUGGAAGAUCCGUUUGCGAGAGCGGAGUAAAGGCAGCCACAACAGAUGCUGACGAGGGAACUACUGUGUGUGCAGUUUCUCAAAGAUCACUUACCACGGACUGUAGCGACAAAAAUUAUCACUGUCGAAGACGACGAUCGUCGGAUGGUGCGGGUGAGCGGUACUUGCUCGGGCGCCAUCGGAAACGCUCACACAAAAGCUCUGCUCACUGCCUGUCCGAGGGCGAAAUGGGUGGUGCCGUUGGGAGUGGAGGUAGGCACGGAAGGCACCGAUGGAGUCGACGUCGAAGCGAAGAGCAUCGGCGCAGUGCUAGCACUCAUUCACCUUUAUGCAAUUGUGACUAUUCCCAUCGGAGCUCCUGGACUCACGGCUUUGACCAUGGCCAUGCAAACUCUCUGCCGACCAUGAAAAAGCACUGGUACCGCGAAUCUAAUUCAUCACCAAAGCUGCGGCGACGAAGGCCCAUAACGGGGAUGUUUGGCGCAAACUUAUUGGCCUCUCAGGAGGAGGAGCAGUGGUCGGACAGUGAACAGAUUCGUAUGCGUCUAAUCAGCCCGAAUUAUUGCGGAAUUUUAGGUCUUUCAUGUAUUUGCCUCUUGGCAGUAGGGUGCCUUCUCUCACCCAUUCUCAUGCUCUUGAUCCCUUUGAUCCUCUCUCUGGGCGGAAUGGAUGCCCAAAACUUAGCCUUCUCACCAAGAUUGCACAUAACUCAUUCGUGUAAUGUUCGCUGUGAAGCUGACUUACUCUCCAUUGCCGUGAAAAUAAUAUUGUUGUGUUUGACCACUUGGAAGCUCUACGUACAGCCGAUUGUAUGCGUCUGCCGUAGGCUACGUAUUCGUCCACUUUCUGUGUCUGCACUUCUCAAUCGUAAGUUUCGCGCUAUCGAAUGCAUAAGUUUGGACUUCUCUCCGUUUGAUCCUGCAACUCUACAUCCCUUUCCUUCUACCGAGCGGCUGAUUGGACUUACAUUGUCAGUAAAUUUUCUUGGAGUCGGUGCGACCUGCGCAUUUUGGGUGGCGUUCGCAGCACGCUGGAUGAAAUGGCUGCUACAGUCGGGGUCGGAGCACUUCUCCGCAGUCUCACAAGACCUCCAUGCGCAGUUUGGACUGCCAGCAGCUAUGGCACCUGCCGAAACCUCUGACCAGAAUGAUUCCAUCAACCCUUCCUACGCCAGCCUCGUUAGCUUCGUGCUAACCUUCACGGAUACGCUUCUUCUGCUGCAUCUAGUCGGCGUGGCAUUACGCACGUGGAAUUGUGUUAAGGGCGGGGGCAGGCAUUACGUUGUACAGGUUGUACGCUCACCGGACGGGGUGAGCAAAACCUACCGGUUGACGGGAGCCAGUCUUGAGAUGGUCGCGAUGCAGAUCAUUCAAAAGUAUAACGUAGACUUCCCACUAUACGAUGCCCAAGUCGCCAGUGCACCGUAUCGAUACAUUCGGAUCUCACCGGACUCGCCGACAAACGAGAAUUCAAAGACCUGCUCGCGCCGAGCCUCGUUGAGACUGCGUCAGAAACUGGCUUCUUUCUCCUGCCUUACACAGGAGGAGCAAGAGUACCAGAUGAAGCGUUGUAGCAGCGCAGGUGGUGGCAGUUCUUUCAAGUUCUACUCUCUUGACGGUCCGGAGGCCUGCUCUACUGCCGUCGAGUCGCUCACAACCCUGAAGGGUGGCGGGUGUAGCGACUGCGGAGAGACUGGACGGAAUGUAGGUGCGCUGUGCGCAGACCGCUACCACAGUGAGGCAGAGUUCGAACGGGUGUUGCGCAAGCGACGGAUGCGACUACUAAUUGUCACCGAGAAGGCAUUCACCGGUGUCGAGGCUGUUUCACCUGACGAGAUUCGUGUGCCUGGCUGCAGUGGGACAAUGCCACCUCGUCAAGCAGCCCAGAUCCUCUUUCCCAAAAUCAUAGUUCCUCUGCAAAAGUACCUACGAUUGACUCGAUUGCAGCAUCUCCACCCACCAGACACCAUUCUCUCGCGACUAGCUGUCUGUCUCGCUCAUUCGGCGUCUCCUGAGGCCUUUCUCUCCGUCUUCCGUAGUGAGGAACCCAGUACUAGCAUCCUCGCAGCUUUUCUGGCGCCGCGACGACCUGCGGGUAUUAGGACAGCACUCGAAACCCCAACUGGAUGCUACAGAUCGUCAUCGCUAGCUCAUAUUCAACUGGCACAGUCCUGGCGCCUCCAUCUCCUCGACGCUGAGAGCUCCUCGCGUCCUCCCGCAAUGUUUCUCAAGCCUGGGACCCGUUUCCACCUCUCUCGCGCCGGUGUCACGCUUUUCUGCCAUAUCCAUUUGGAACCGCUGCUUAGCCUCAAAAGGAUCAAACAGACGCUGCGGAUAGCAGAGGAUACUUUCACUUUCUGA
This is a messenger RNA of Hydatigera taeniaeformis, 2709 nucleotides long. NCBI's taxonomy places the organism in Eukaryota, Metazoa, Platyhelminthes, Cestoda, Cyclophyllidea, Taeniidae. The record is from the annotation of a GenBank genome assembly.